UGGAGGCCAAGUUAUGAGACUGGGUCUCGACAUGGAACGAGUUGGCCUGGCAUGCCGAAUAUGUUUCUGCUUGGUGGACACGAUGGGAGAAGGGGCGUGGCUCCUUUGGCGGCGUCUCUGUCAGCAUUACGUACGGAGAAGCCGUCAUCGUCCCACCUUCAGACGACCUCUGCGGGAACGCGUUCCGUCUUGAACAGGCCCGUCCUCCGAAGAGAAACGUCACCAACGGUCCCUCAAGCACAAAAGAUUAAGGAGGGAAUCCAACCUCGAGUCGCGCCCGUUGUCAGUGCGAAGGCGAAACAAGAGGCGCUGGUAGUCAUCGUGGAAGGAGACUUGGACACGGAAGAUGAGAAAUUAAGGGCAGAGGACGAGCGUCAGGCAAGGUUACGUGCCCAGAAAGGAGGUCUGGAUGAGAAUCAAGAUAAGGAUAAGGAUGAGAGAGAAGAGGAAGAGCACCUGAAGAAGAAGAAACGGUACACGAUUCCGAUUGAGGAAGGGAUCGACAUUGAGAAGAUGGUGGAUAAGAUGCUUGAGAGUCAUCGAGAUUUGGUAACACUCGAGGAAUUUUUGGCAGUCUCGCCAAAGAUUCGGGAAGAGCUUAAGCAAAGACUAACUCGACGAAAAGUGAUGACGGUUAAACUAGGGGAGGUAAUCCCACCUGAGGCCAAUUGGACUCCUGCGGGAGUAAAGAUGGAUUGGAGGUGUGUAGCGACUGGGCACGUAAUGGUCAAGAUAGGUGUUUCACAACAUCUUGCGCUCGUUGACACAGUAGUGGAGAUGAAUAUAUUAAGAGAAAAAGUGGGGCUAGAGUUAAGAAUUGAGAUUGAUCGCAUUGAUAAUGGAUUUCUGGUUGGCGCCGGAGGGUCGACACCCUUCUGUGGAACUGCCAGUAACGUCAGUAUACAGAUCGGCAAGGGUUCUCGGGCUAGACUGCGCCCGUCGUUUUAUGUGCGAAUGCACACAAGCUCGUCGCUGCGAAAAUCGUUCAUCGAACGGUCUGUCUUGUAGUCCGCCGGUAUCCGCACUUCAGGUGUCGACCAGAGAUAGAAAGUCAAGACGACGACAGAGGACUUGUAGAGGGAGGAGCGGAUGAGCGGUCGCAGAAUAAAGCGUGACAGUGUGU
This is a messenger RNA of Chara braunii, 1123 nucleotides long. NCBI's taxonomy places the organism in Eukaryota, Viridiplantae, Streptophyta, Charophyceae, Charales, Characeae. The record is from the annotation of a GenBank genome assembly.